This is a messenger RNA of Brettanomyces nanus, 2070 nucleotides long. RefSeq lists its product as uncharacterized. Bases 1 to 2070 code for a protein of 689 amino acids. Gene Ontology annotation, biological process: positive regulation of phosphatidylinositol biosynthetic process; vacuole inheritance; protein localization to vacuolar membrane. NCBI's taxonomy places the organism in Eukaryota, Fungi, Ascomycota, Pichiomycetes, Pichiales, Pichiaceae. The record is from RefSeq and is a predicted model, not a curated record. The transcript has a single exon. Gene Ontology annotation, cellular component: PAS complex; fungal-type vacuole membrane.
AUGGUCAUCAAGUCAGCUGGAGAGCCAACAGAGGAUGCUUACCAUGGUGCAGUGACGCCGAAGGUUUCCCAGGUUCUAACUGUACCUAAGAAAAUCAAGAACGUGAUACAUGAAGUUGUACGAUAUCCCUCUCUAACGUUUGUGGAGGGAGCCGGAGCAGAACAGGACAGCAAUACGGCCAUUAAGAGUGCCAAUUUAAAGAGUGAAUUGAUUAUCGAUGAAAAUAGUAGUCAGAAUUUGGUGGGAAAGCAUUUAUUUGACAAUAGUUCUGCACAUUCUAUUGCUUCAUUAGAUAGUGAAUCGACGAUACCCGUUGAUGCUGCUAGUGCUGUUACAAGCACCAAUAGGUUCAACCCAUUUGGUUCUCAGGAAAUCAUAUCGUCUAGUUCGGCCUCCUUUAUUACAAGUGAUUAUAUUACGGCAAAUACGGUAGUUGAUUCGAAAGAUAACGAUAUCACUGCAGCUGCCAAUUCUACCGGUGGAACCCUUACCAGGUCGACUGCAGAUACUGAUAUAAUGACGGUGGGCUCUAGAAAAUUCUCUGUGGAUACGCGGACGUCAUUUGCCUUACCAAUGCAACCACUCACGAGUGCUAAUUAUCUAUAUACACACCAGAGGCACGGUACAGAAUUUUCGACCAAUCCUAGUAUGGCCACUUCGGAGGAGACUGGUCAGACAUAUCAAUCGCUGUUGCACCAGGUUACGGUACUUAAGAACGAACCCAAGUCGAUGGAAGAAGAGUCAUUCAUUUACCAUGAUGCAAAUCCAGAUCUAAAUAGCGGGCUCGUUUUCCAUACUCGUAGAUCUUCAAGGUUCAGCUAUGCUGAAUCGGAAUAUGCUGAAGGCCAUUCCGGUAAUGUUUCUCCGGUAUCUAGGAAAAGGGUGCUGGUACUAGAUGACCCUUUAAGGUCCAUACAAAUAUCUCAGUUUCCUCAGUUGUCCUCCAGCUCUUCCCUUAGAGCACCCAAUAGUGGGGCUCCCUCUCCUACUACUUUGCAUGUCAAACGCCAGCCCAUUGUCUCUCAUGUGAGGCAGGUGUCUCAGAGAUUAUUUAGUAAUUCCAACACCGAUGUUGAUCGGCGCUCGUUUGCUGACGAUUCUACUUCUACUACUCUUUGCAGGACGCCGCUUUACAAAAAUUCUGCCGAGAAUAAGCAACGAUUAUGUUUGAGCCCUAUUGACGAUUAUGACAUUGAUGAAGCAGAGGAGCUAAAUGAAGUGGAGUCGCUACUUUCCCGGCCAUUCAGAAAGUCUGGUUACUCUCAAACUGAUAGAUUUGAUCAGACACCAUAUCGAUACGGAUCUGUCAAUAUAACGAAGAACACGGAUGAUGACGGGGAUGCAGAUGCCGGUGGCGAUUUUGUCAAUGAAACUGGGUAUUGUUACAACUCUCCGCAUAACUACAAGUCUAUGUACUACAGGCAGAAUUUGAUAUUGAAGGUGUUGAAAACCACCUUGUACGUUUUCUUUGGUAUAUUGCUGUUCUUCGCCUCAAUUCGAUUAGUGGUACUUAAAAACUGCGAUAACAGCCUCUCCAAUCUUACAUUGACUUCCUUGAAUAAUGUCUUGAUGAGUAACGAACUAUUACUCUUCGAAGUUACAGCUUCUGCCACGAAUAAAAACUUUCAAGAUGUGAAUAUAUGGAGCAUGGAUGUGGAUGUUUUCAUGCAAACGGAUUCGGAAUUGCUAGAUGCAUCGUCUUCUAAAAGCGACAUUGCCAUACUCUUGGGAAACUCGACUAGUUUCAUUACUCCAUUGAAAUUUCAAGGUAUAUUUAAUACAGAAGAGACUGAUAUUGUGUUAACUGCUCUCCCAGAGCGCAUAUGGCAUCGUUUGACCCAUAAAAGCGAAAUUGCACCUCAAUCUACUAGUGGGCAGGUCAAAAUUCAAUAUCCUGGCAAAAGUUUCAGAUAUAAGGGAGAGCCGCUCAACUCAGAUCAAUGGGGAGCCAUCUUAAACUCGAAGUUUAAGCUCAUUGUGAGAGGUUCUUUCAACUAUCAUCUUCCCCUGAUGUCAAACAACGAAGUUGUAAGUGUUACAAGCGAGGUGAAUGUUAAACCAGAAAAAUAA